Apaloderma vittatum (bar-tailed trogon) is the source of this 1059-nucleotide messenger RNA. RefSeq names its product G protein-coupled receptor 148 (gene GPR148). Gene Ontology annotation, molecular function: G protein-coupled receptor activity. Gene Ontology annotation, biological process: G protein-coupled receptor signaling pathway. Gene Ontology annotation, cellular component: membrane. Bases 1 to 1059 code for a protein of 352 amino acids. The record is from RefSeq and is a predicted model, not a curated record. The transcript has a single exon. Lineage: Eukaryota; Metazoa; Chordata; Aves; Trogoniformes; Trogonidae.
AUGGACUUCUCUGGCUGUGUGUUAGGAAAGAGAGCGAAUGCAACUGUAUCCUACCUCAGGCAGACAGAAUUCAACACUUCCUCGAAUUUGGAUGAUGCUUCUCUCUACUUUUUGCUGGAGGAAUGGUCUCUCAACUCACCAGGCAGGAGCAUGAAGAUGUUUUUAAUCCCUCCAGUUGUCUGCCUCGUGGCAGGUGUCCUCAUCAUUCCUACCAUCCUGUUUGCCAUCUUCUCCAGGUUUCGCAUCCGUCAAGAAACAAGGUACCUGCUGCUGGGAAAUGCUCUGCUUUCUGAUCUCAUCUACCUGCUGUUCUACACCCUGUCAGCUGCUCUCAAUGCAGCGCACAUCCAUCUCCCGAAAGAAGCUUGUGUCCUCCUGUUAUUUCUGCUGGCAGCGGCUUGCUGCGGGGGGUUGUUCACGGCUGCUGCGAUAGUCUUGGACACAUACAUAGCUAUUUCGUUUCCUCUGCGCUACAUUGCCAUUUUGCCUCCUUCGCGAACGAAGAAGAUUAUUGUGUUACUGUGGGUGUGUUCUGGGGCUUUCCCUGGGAUUUUCUUCUUGGUGCUAUCGACCACCCACAGCUUUGUGCCCUGUGUCCUGGAAACAUGCUCGGUUCCGGUAAUACUAAUGUUAACUCUCAAUGGGACUGAUGCUGUGAAGCUCUGUUUCUGGCUUUCUGCCGUGGUUGUCUUUAUCUGCUUGUCUCUAAUAUUUUGUUGCUAUGCUGUUCUGUACUUUAAAACCAAACAAUCAGGUAUAUGGGAGAGCAUCUGCUCCAGAGCCAGUGUAACAUUCUUAAUGCACAACACUGUGUUAUUUUUUUACUUCUUUCCACUCUUGGCCCUUUUUGUAGAAUCGUUCUUGUGCAUUCAAGUUGUCAUCGGACCACAGACAGGAAUCUGGGUCUCCAUGACAGUCUGCAAUGUCCUGAUGAUUCUGCCUAAAGUUCUGUUCCCUUUUCUGUAUGGGCUUCGAUACAGAGAGAUCUCAGCAUCUCUCAAAUCCAUUGUCAAAAGGAAGCAUCCUCACCUGGUAUCCCCUGCUCCGUCACCGUCCUGA